CAGUAGAUACGAACUGUCACUCCGCACACGGUGUUCAAACGGCGUUAACUUGCAUCGGAGACUAAUCUCCGCUCUAUUCAUCUAUACUGCUUCGCCGGUGUUUUCUUAUUUUCCAGUUUUUUUGCGUCUUGAAUUAAUCUUUAUACGCAUAAUCCGCCUGAUCUCGCUCGCCAUUCCGAUACUGCGAACGAUCGUGUGAACAACGGGGCCCGUGCAAGAGAGAGAGAAAGUACUGGUGGACGAUAGGCACCGAUAAUAAAAAAAAGUCGAACCGUGUGACGAAAAGAAAGGAAAAGUAAAAAGUCUAAUCCAGCGACGAAGAUCCGACAGGUUUUAUUGGAAAGGCGCAAAUUGAUCAGUGGACUUUGGUCAAAGAUCUUUCGGGAUCGCGAGACGAUCGGAGACAGCUGUACAUAUCGCCGAUUACCCUAGCUUCGGCUGGUGGCAAGAAGAUUCUGGUCGAGAUUCAGUGACGGAUUUUGUUCUAUUUACAAAGUCGGAUUACGAGAUGUCGUACAUCGUGGAGUGGUAUAGAGAUUUGAUGGAUAACAGAAAUGAUCCGAGAACACAAGAAUGGUUUUUGGUACCUAGUCCUGGUCCAGUUCUGACGAUCAUAGCGACGUAUAUAUACUUUUGCGUUUCCGCCGGACCGAGAUACAUGAAGGACAAGAAGCCGUACAAUUUGAGAAACACUCUGAUAAUUUAUAACUUCAUCCAGGUUCUGCUAAGUCUUUAUCUGGUUUACGAGGGCUUGAUGGGUGGUUGGUUGUACGAAUACAAUUUUGUUUGUCAACCAGUCGAUUAUUCAUACAAACCGAGUUCAGUGAGAAUGGCCCACGGCGUUUACAUGUACUUUAUGUGCAAGCUGAUUGAGCUACUGGACACGGUGUUCUUUGUGCUGCGCAAGAAAGACCGGCAGAUCUCGUUCCUGCAUCUCUACCAUCAUUCGCUAAUGCCGAUCUGCGGCUGGAUCGGCGUCAAAUUCCUCGCCGGCGGGCACCCGACGCUCCUCGGCGUCAUCAACGCCUUCGUCCACGUAUUCAUGUACACCUACUACAUGCUGGCCGCGUUCGGACCUCAUAUGCAGAAGUAUCUCUGGUGGAAGAAGCACCUGACCACCUUGCAGAUCGUGCAGUUCUUCAUAGUAUUCUGCCACAAUUUCCAAAUGCUGUUCACCAGCUGCAACUUCCCCAAGCCGCUCUCGUUCCUGCUCACGCUCAACGCCGGCUUGUUCAUUUACAUGUUCGGAUCGUUUUACGUGAACAAUUAUAUGAAAUCGGACACGGGACGGAAAUCAAAAGUCAAUGGCGCUAUUAAUGGCGCUAUUAAUGGCGCUGUUAACGGUAACGCAAUCUCUAACGGGAUAAACCACGGUAAAUCCGAUUAAAAGACUCGCUGCGAGGAGCCCUUCUGGCCGUAUACAUGUAAGAACUGUAACUGUGAGAGUAGAAGAAUGAUUUUCCAAGGUUCUUUCAAGAAUAAAUUUAUUUUAGAGCG
Wasmannia auropunctata (little fire ant) is the source of this 1497-nucleotide messenger RNA. RefSeq names its product elongation of very long chain fatty acids protein AAEL008004. Gene Ontology annotation, biological process: fatty acid elongation, monounsaturated fatty acid; very long-chain fatty acid biosynthetic process; fatty acid elongation, polyunsaturated fatty acid. Bases 509 to 1387 code for a protein of 292 amino acids. The transcript is spliced from 4 exons. The record is from RefSeq and is a predicted model, not a curated record. NCBI's taxonomy places the organism in Eukaryota, Metazoa, Arthropoda, Insecta, Hymenoptera, Formicidae. Gene Ontology annotation, molecular function: fatty acid elongase activity. Gene Ontology annotation, cellular component: endoplasmic reticulum membrane.